Molecule: messenger RNA, 624 nt
Organism: Aspergillus steynii IBT 23096
Lineage: Eukaryota; Fungi; Ascomycota; Eurotiomycetes; Eurotiales; Aspergillaceae
Exons: 2
Coding region: 57-455 (132 amino acids)
Source: RefSeq, a predicted model, not a curated record
UUUAGUUCCAGUAUAUACAUCCAUCUACCUAAAGAACCACCCAAGAAUCCACCAAAAUGCACAUCCCAACCCUCCUCACAGCUCUAACCAGCACUCUGGCGCUCUCCGCCGAAUUCCAAGUCCUCAAGCCUAGAAACUGGGACCUCCACCUCCUCAGCCCCGGCUGCUCCCCCAACAGCUCCAACUUCGACGUAUCCCUAUACCACCGCUCGGGCGUGGCCGCGCGCAGCUGCGUCUCACUGACCGACGACGGGGCGACCCUCGACACCGGCAAGAUCGACAGUAUCUCGUGGAAGAGCCCGAUCGAGAAGCAUUAUGAUCUGUGCACGUUUAAGGAUGCCAGUUGCUCGAAGGAGGGGUUUGUUGGGGCCGUGAGGAGUGAUUGGGCGGUUUGUUAUCCGUACCAGGGGUGGAUGGCUUGGAAGGUUGUGGGGUUUGGGGAGGAGUGUUUUUAGUUUAUUGGGGAUGGAUGGGGUGAGUUAUGUAUUUAUGGAUGUAUAUGGGUUUAUGGAUGGGUUUGAGAGAAUCUUUUGACAUAGUAUUGGGAUCGUGGUUUUAUGUACAGGAUGACGGAUUGAACAGGAUAGUUUAUGAAUGUUGAAUAUAGCCAAAGAUGUGAUGAGU